GGGUCAUCUAGUCCAACCCCCUGCAAUGCAGAAAUCGCAGCUAAGGAAUCCCUGACAGAUGACCAUCCAACCUCUCUUUAAAAACCACCACGCUCCAAGGCAGUCUGUUCCACUGUCAAACAGCUCUCACGGUCAGAAGGUUCUUCCUAACAUUUCAUCGGAAUCUCCUUCAAUGUUAUUUGAAGUCAUUGUUUCAGGUCCUCCCCUCUGGAGCAGCAGAAAACAAGCUUGCUCCAGCUUCCAUGAGACAGCCCUUCAGAUAUUUGAAGAUGGCUAUUUUAUCACCUCUCAGUCUUCUCUUCUCCAGGCGAAAACAUGCUCAUCUCUCUCAACCGUUCCUCAUCAGGCUUGGUUUCCAAACCUAGCUGCAAGGGUGGGAAACCAAGAAAAAGCCAUACAGGUUGGUCGAAGACAUCUCCCCACCUCUCUGAUGCCAACGUCACUAUGUAAAUGUAGCUUGAAAUGCCAUGGGAGAGGGAAUGAACCUGCAAAUUUCUCCUACUUCCAGGAUCCCCCUUUUCAUCUGCAUGCUGCAAAGGUGACGAUAUUCUAGACUCUGUUUCUUUCUACUCUGGUGUCAGUUUUGUCCUGAGGGUGGAGCAGAGAGCAGGCAAAGUCUGCUUUCGCCACCGCUCCCUGCCUUUGCAGUCGCUUUAGAACGCAUCCACUCCGCAAGGGAAACUGCUGCUUCCAGCUGCACAAAAGGAAUCGCUUGGAGAAUUGUUGGUUUUACAGGCACUCCUGGGGAUCCAGCCUCCCUCCUGUCAUUCUUCCGUAUGAAACAGCAAUGAAAGCAUGGCAUCUUCCGACCGCUGAUGGGAUCCAGUCUCCCUUCCCUGAAGGAUGGAUUUCCACGUGAAUCACACCGUGAGCAUGAAUGACAGCGCUCCAAAUAUCUCCAAGACAGGACAAAACUUUUCCCACAAUGGCGACCUCAGCCCUGCAAGCUACUCUACCUUCAUCAUGCCCACCCUGUUUGGCAUCAUCUGCUUGCUGGGCAUCAUCGGCAACAGCAUGGUGAUCUGCGCCGUCUUCAAGAAACCCAGCCCCACCAGCAGCGUCCCGGACAUCUUCAUCAUCAACCUAUCCAUGGUGGACUUGCUCUUUCUCUUGGGCAUGCCGUUCCUCAUCCACCAGCUGCUGGGCAACGGCGCUUGGCACUUUGGAGAAACCAUGUGCACCAUCAUCACCGCCUUGGACGCCAACAGCCAGUUCACCAGCACCUACAUCCUAACCGCCAUGUCCAUCGACCGCUACCUGGCCACGGUGUACCCCUUCACUUCCACACGCUUCCGGAAGCCCCCUGUAGCCAUCUCGGCCAUCUGUAUCCUUUGGGCUCUUUCCUUCCUCAGCAUCACUCCCGUGUGGAUGUACGCAAGGCUCAUUCCCUUGGGCGGAGGCUUGCUGGGCUGUGGGAUCUGCCUGCCGGACCCUCAGCGGGACGUCUACUGGUACACCCUGUACCAGUUCUUCCUGGCUUUCGCCAUCCCUUUCGCCCUCAUCACCGUGGCCUACAGAAGGAUCCUGCUGAGGAUGGCAAGCUCCUCGCAAGCCCUGACCGGGCAGAGGUGCACCAGGCUCCGCACCAAGAAGGUGACUCGGGUAGCCAUUGCCAUCUGCCUGGCCUUCUUUGUCUGCUGGGCCCCUUUCCACGUCCUGCAGUUGGUCCAGCUGGCCGUGCCCCAGCCCACCCUCGCUUUCUACUAUGCCUACAAUGUGGCCAUCAGCCUGGGCUACGCCAACAGCUGCCUGAACCCUUUCAUCUACAUCUUGCUCGGGCAGAACUUCCGCAGGCGCCUUGUCAUCUCGGUCCGGCCUGCGGAUGCCGGGGAGGAGGUGACCCAGAACCGGGUCAAAAGCGCACGGGGACAGCCCAGCGAGUCUGGGCAGCCUCUGCUGCAUUUGGUCUCUGUUUCAGCCAGGUAGGGAUGAGAAUAUUGCGGCCUUGCUCCCAUUCUUAGUCCAGUUAGCCGCAGGGACUGGUGAUAGUCCGCUGAUAGGAAGAAGAGAGGAACAUUCACCUUAUGCAUCUAGCUCAGUAGGGUCUGCAGCAGGAGUAGCCAACAUGGCGCUCUCCAAAUGUUGUUGGACUGCAACUCUCAUCAGCCACAGCAAGGAGCUGACAAGGAUCAGGGAUUUCAUUCAUUCAUUUGGUUGGUUUGUUUCAUUGCUUUUGUAUACCUGAAGGAGCGUAUCCACCUCCAUCGUUCAGCCCAGACACUGAGGUCCAGCUCCAAGAGCCUUCUGGUGGUUCCCUCAUUGCGAGAAGUGAGGUUCCAGGGAACCAGGCAGAAGGCCUUCUCAGUAGUGGAACACCCUCCCAUCAGAUGUCAAGGAAAUAAACAGCUACCUGACUUCUAGAAGACAUCUGCUUGAUGUUUUGCUGUGGUUUUAUAAUUUGUUGGAAGCUGACCAGAGUGGUUGGGGCA
This is a messenger RNA of Podarcis raffonei (Aeolian wall lizard), 2429 nucleotides long. RefSeq names its product melanin concentrating hormone receptor 1 (gene MCHR1). Gene Ontology annotation, cellular component: neuron projection; membrane. Gene Ontology annotation, biological process: neuropeptide signaling pathway. The record is from RefSeq and is a predicted model, not a curated record. The transcript has 2 exons. Lineage: Eukaryota; Metazoa; Chordata; Lepidosauria; Squamata; Lacertidae. Gene Ontology annotation, molecular function: melanin-concentrating hormone receptor activity; neuropeptide binding. The coding region runs from base 844 to 1926 and encodes 360 amino acids.